AAUCAAAAUGUGGUGCAAAAGGGACAUGGAAUCUGAUUAGAAAAUCCAAUAGAAUUUUACUCAUUUACUACCAGCGCUGUGCUUACCUUAUUCAUUUAUAAAUCUGGUCUCUGUAGGAAUAUAUUGGAUCGUGCAGAAGUAAUAUAGAAUCGGUGAUUAUUAAAAUCUAAUUAAAAGAGGAAUCUAACAAAUGGCCAAGGAUGCAUCAAAUGGAGAUAACCAUGUUACUAGAAAACCUCCUCCAGAGCCCUCGCCAUUGAGAAAAGCAAAAUUUUUUCAGGCAAACAUGAGAAUUUUGGUUACCGGUGGAGCUGGGUUCAUUGGCUCUCACCUAGUUGACAAACUGAUGGAAAAUGAGAAGAAUGAGGUGAUUGUUGUGGAUAACUACUUCACUGGCUCAAAGGACAACCUAAGCCAAUGGAUUGGUCAUCCGAGAUUUGAACUUAUCCGUCAUGAUGUCACGGAGCCAUUGCUAAUUGAAGUUGAUCAGAUAUACCAUCUUGCUUGUCCUGCUUCCCCAAUUUUUUACAAAUACAAUCCCGUGAAGACAAUAAAAACAAAUGUAAUUGGGACCCUAAACAUGUUGGGACUUGCCAAGCGUGUUGGAGCGAGGAUUUUGCUGACAUCAACAUCAGAGGUUUAUGGUGACCCUCUUGUGCAUCCUCAGGAUGAGAGCUAUUGGGGCAAUGUGAAUCCUAUAGGAGUUAGAAGUUGCUAUGACGAGGGAAAAAGGGUAGCUGAAACUUUGAUGUUUGAUUAUCACAGGCAGCAUGGAAUUGAAAUACGGAUUGCAAGGAUCUUCAACACCUAUGGCCCCCGAAUGAAUAUUGAUGAUGGCCGGGUUGUCAGCAAUUUCAUAGCUCAAGCAAUACGUGAUGAACCUUUGACAGUUCAGUUGCCUGGAACACAAACAAGAAGUUUUUGCUAUGUCUCUGAUAUGGUUGAUGGUCUUAUUCGACUGAUGGAAGGAGAUAACACUGGGCCAAUCAACAUUGGGAAUCCAGGUGAAUUCACAAUGCUUGAGCUUGCUGAGACUGUCAAGGAGACUAUCAAUUCAGAUGUGAAAAUUGUAACUGUGGAAAAUACACCAGACGAUCCUCGCCAGAGAAAGCCUGACAUAACAAAGGCAAAGGAGUUGCUUGGCUGGGAACCAAAAGUCAAGUUGCGUGAAGGGCUUCCCCUCAUGGAGGAGGAUUUCCGCAAGAGGCUUGGAAUAUUGAGGAAGAAUUAAAAGUCGACCGGGUUCAUAUAGCAUGGUUCCUGAAUUUUGGAUCUUUUAUAGAUAUAAUUACAUGCGGCUUUACACAUCUUCAAGUCCUUUGUGGAGUUCUCGAUCAUGCCUGGUUAUUUUCUUUAUUAUACAAUUGGGCAAGUCUUUUCAUAAUGGAAAACUUCAGCUGAUAUUAAUAACAUGUUGGAAGUAAGUUUAUUAUUGAUUUC
Molecule: messenger RNA, 1440 nt
Organism: Olea europaea var. sylvestris
Lineage: Eukaryota; Viridiplantae; Streptophyta; Magnoliopsida; Lamiales; Oleaceae
Product: UDP-glucuronic acid decarboxylase 6-like
Exons: 13
Coding region: 191-1231 (346 amino acids)
Biological process (GO): D-xylose metabolic process
Cellular component (GO): cytoplasm
Molecular function (GO): NAD+ binding; UDP-glucuronate decarboxylase activity
Source: RefSeq, a predicted model, not a curated record